AUGUCUGGCUGCGGCGGAAGGGGCAAGAUUCGAGCUAAAGCUAAAACUCGAUCUUCUCCAGCUGGUUUGCAGUUCCCAGUAGGCCGCGUACACUGGUUGCUCCGUAAGGGCAACUACUCCAAACGGGUCGGUGUCGGGGCCCCCGUGUACCUGACGGCCGAGAUUUUGGAGCUGGCGGGCAGCCCGACCCGCGACAAGACGCGGGUCAUUCCGCGCCACCUGCAGCUGACUAUCUAUAAUGAGGAGGAGUUCAACAAGCUGCUCGGUAAAGUCACCAUCGCUCAGGGCGGCGUUCUGCCCAACAUCCAGGCUGUGCUGCUGCCCAAGAAGACUGAGAGUCACCGCAAGACCAAGGGCAAGUAA
This is a messenger RNA of Lagenorhynchus albirostris (white-beaked dolphin), 363 nucleotides long. RefSeq names its product histone H2A type 1-D-like. Gene Ontology annotation, cellular component: nucleosome. Lineage: Eukaryota; Metazoa; Chordata; Mammalia; Artiodactyla; Delphinidae. Gene Ontology annotation, molecular function: structural constituent of chromatin; DNA binding; protein heterodimerization activity. The coding region runs from base 1 to 363 and encodes 120 amino acids. The transcript has 2 exons. The record is from RefSeq and is a predicted model, not a curated record.